This is a messenger RNA of Pelobates cultripes (western spadefoot toad), 717 nucleotides long. Lineage: Eukaryota; Metazoa; Chordata; Amphibia; Anura; Pelobatidae. The record is from the annotation of a GenBank genome assembly.
AUGAUUGCACCAUUAUCUUCAUCACAUUUAGCCUUGCCCUCUGACCCUACUCACCAGAUACACCCAGAGCCAGAUUGGGAUAUCUACAGGGAACAUGAUAUGGGAAAACCAAAGGAGCAAACUGCAAAUGGUCAUAAAAAGAAACGACUGGGAGAGUCAAGGGAGAGGUCAGCAAGCCCUAAGAAAGUAGACAGAUCAAAGCGUGAGGAGGGUUCUAAAAAGGAAUUUCAAGAAGGCAAGCAGAAAAAUACUGAAACUCGCAAGACCAUCUCUGCAGGAAAAGAGACUGUGAAACAAGCAAUUAGUGAAGCAAGAGAUUGUGGGUAUGCUGAACCCGGUGAUGGUGGAGGUAGGACAUCCAGGUCCACUAAAGCAAGCAGAGAAGGGAUCCUCUGUACAAAUGAUAUAUACAAAGAUGCAACCAGUGAGAAAAAGUCCACAACAGCUCUUGAACUGAGUAGGUCAGAUUCAGGUUACGUCUCAAAGGUGUAUGGUAGCAGUGUCUCCAACUCUCAAGUAAGUGCUAUGGAAGGCGAGAGAGAUGCUGAAGCUAAAUCCAGUGAGUUUCACAAGGAAGGGCUACAGCAUUCCUGCAACCCCCGCCGUGUCAACACUACAACUCGGAAAGCAACAGUCUCACCAGGGCCGUGGAAAAUCCCUGGCUCUGAUAAGCUACCGAGUAUCCUGAAAUCUGGCACUUCAGCCAUGAGCAGAUAA